GCUGAAGGAUUCUCCCUCCCUUCAUCCCGCCCCCCCUCUCCAUGCAUGAAUUUCAUGCACCAGUACUCUAAUCAGACUAUAAAGCAUGGAGCCUUCUGUGCAAACCAAGAUCCCAGUAUAGAUCACACUCAGGGAAAUGAGCAGAGCUGGAAUCAUUGAUUGUAAAAUGUACUUUAUUCUCACAUUUUGACAUCUCUGAAAUUGAGGUGUAUCUUACCAACAAUGGCUGUCAUGGUUUUAUUUGUAGUUUCUUUCUUUUUCAUAAAGUAAUGGUGUGUCUUGUAAUCCAUUCUGUCUGGAUUUAAUAAAACACACUAUUUGUCUGAAAAGGGAUAAAUUAGAGUAAAUCUAGCUCUGAGAUCAGGGGACAGGCAGAGAAGAGCUGAGCCAGAGUUUGAGCUGAAACAAGGCCUGGAAAUUUAAGUCAAGAAGGAAGACUGCGGUUGAUGAUGUGUGCAGUAAAAGGACAUCUGGCCUCUGGCCCUGGCACCAUGCCUGUGGGUGGCAGGUAUUUCUUCAGUGCUUAUUGAGGUGAAUUCAAUUCAGCUCAAUUGUCCUGGAGUAGUCAGAGCUGGAGCCAGAUACUUGAGAAAGCUGACAGACUGGUGUGGGCAGUGCCAGGUCUGGAAAUCAGCCCUCUGAUAAUAUAGUUGGAUCAUAUAUUUAGCAGAGCUGUCUGACCUUUGUUCCUUUGGGGACUGAGGAGGAAAACCAAAAUUUGUGUCAUCUGUACUAUCUUUCACCCUUAUGCUUUCGCUUGAUAGUAAAUAUAGCUCUUUUUAUGUUCUGUGGUAUGUCUGGAGGCCUGGAGGGAGAUAACAAACAAAGAAAAAGGACUGUGUCUCUUAAGAUAGUGCCAAAGGAAGCAGAGAAGCCUCCAGGGGGUGGCAGCACUGAUUUAGGGGCCUGGAGAUUAGGAAGGGAACAUGGAACCACAGAGACUUAUUGCCGAGACCUUCAUCCUUUCACAGCCAGAACAUGGGGGGUGGGGGCCUGAGGGGCAGUGGAAUGGCGGUAACAGUGGAGCCUGCAUCUGCCUUCCCUGCACAACCCCACCAAAAUGGCUGCUUUUGGACACACAUUCCCCUUCUAUCCUGGCCCCAAGCCAACCUUCCCAAUGGACACCACCUUGGCCAUCAUCAUCACCAUCUUUCUUACUGCACUUGUCACUUUCAUCAUCAUCCUGCCUGGCAUUCGGGGCAAAAUGUUCUGAGUGGUCUGUGGGCCAGGUCAGCACCAACACUUCCUACAAGGCCUUCAGUUCCCAGUGGAUCAGCGCUGAUGUGGGGCUCCAUGUUGGGCUGGGAGGCGUCAACAUCACCCUCACAGGGACCCCAGUGCAGCAGCUGAAUGAGACUAUCAAUUACAACGAGGAGUUCACCUGGCGCCUAGGGGCGAGGUAUGCUGAGGAGUAUGCAAGAGCGCUGGAGAAGGGACUGCCGGAUCCUGUGCUCUACCUGGCUGAGAAGUUCACCCCGACCAGUCCAUGUGGCCUGCAUGGCCAGUACCGCCUGGCGGGACACUACACCUCGGCUAUUCUGUGGGUGGCAUUCCUCUGCUGGCUGCUGGCCAACGUGAUGCUGUCCAUACCUGUGCUGGUGUACGGUUGCCACAUGCUGCUUGCCACGGGCAUCUUCCAGCUGUUGGGACUGAUCUUUUUCUCCAUGGCCACACCGCUCAUCCCACCCUGUCCUCUGCGCAUGGGCACUGCUGUGCUGCACUUCCACCGUGGACCUGCCUUCUGGAUCACGCUGGCCACAGGAUUGCUUUGUGUGCUGCUGGGCCUGGCCAUGGUGGUGGCCCACAGGACGAAGCCCCACAGACUGAAGGCUUUCUUCAAUCAGAGUGCAGGGGAGAACCCUGGGCUGGAGUGGAAUCCUGAAGAAGGGGGACUCCUGAGCCCCCGCUACCGGUCCACCGCUGAGAGUCCUGAGUCCCAGGACAUUCCUCUGUCAGAGGCUUCCCCCCAGGCAUGCUGUAAGGAGGAGCCACCCAGAAUGACCGACCCUGCCCUAUGAGGUUCCUAUCCAUGGUGGCCACCCAGACUUCCCACGUGAUUCCAGACCUCCUGUGAGCCCCCCUAACCUCCCUCCAGAAGGGCCCAUAGAAUGGGUUGUAUCAGCCCUCCAGCUCCGGUCUGUAGGUGGAGUCAAAAAAGGAGAUUCUAUCAAUGUUGACAAAAGAAUAGAAAGGACCUAAGGUGCUGAACAGAUAGUGGAACUGCCCAUAAACCUUGUCACCUGGUAAGACCAAAUGUUUCCACACAACAACCCUGCCUUUUUUUUUUUUUAAUGCUUUGCCUGUUCCAGAUUCCAUUUAUUGAAACCUAGCAUCACCCCCAUAAUGAUAUGGUGCAGGGCGCAGUUACGGUGUGAUUCUGUGGUCCCUCUCAUCCCUCUGCACCUGCACCUCUUUUUUUUUCUUUUUUUUUUCUUCCUGGGUCCUCUUUGUUCUUCCUUUACUUCCCCAGCUUGUGUGACCUCUUGGUACAAUGAAAGAGACUUGGAGAGAGAGGAAACCAAACUUCAUACCCUAGGCCUAAUAUUAACCAACUGUGCCACAUUCUCUUUGAGUUUCAGUUCUCAAUUUUGCUAAAUAAAAUUGUAAGACUUGCCAAGGACCUUU
This is a messenger RNA of Pipistrellus kuhlii (Kuhl's pipistrelle), 2625 nucleotides long. RefSeq names its product dual oxidase maturation factor 1 (gene DUOXA1). The coding region runs from base 927 to 2018 and encodes 363 amino acids. The transcript is spliced from 6 exons. NCBI's taxonomy places the organism in Eukaryota, Metazoa, Chordata, Mammalia, Chiroptera, Vespertilionidae. Gene Ontology annotation, cellular component: endoplasmic reticulum membrane. The record is from RefSeq and is a predicted model, not a curated record. Gene Ontology annotation, biological process: protein transport.